GACGAUUAGUACAUAAAAUGGUGAAGACACGAAAAUAUGUCGUGAAAAAAUAUUUUGAGGGAAUUCCAAAACGUGAUGAUUUCGAAAUUGUAGAAUGUGAGUUGCCUUCACUUCAGGAUGGUGACGUUCUUCUCAAGACUGAGUGGAUCAGCGUUGAUCCAUACUUGAGAUUGUAUAACAAGAUGUAUCCUUUACCGUUUGACCAGUUCUCGCCUCAAGUAGCUACGAUAGAAGAGUCUAAGCAUCCUGAAUAUCCAGUUGGUACAAAACUACUUACAUACAAGGGGUGGUGUGAAUAUUCCAUCUUUAACAUGAAUGCUCCUAAAAUUGAUCACAGUGGAAUAGUGCGCAGGGUACCAGAUUUGAACGGUUUAUCGAGUUCCUUAGGCGUUGGAGCAAUGGGUCCUUCAGGUUUAACAGCAUAUUUUGGGUUACUUGAAAUAUGCAAGCCAGUUCCUGGUGAAACAGUCGUAGUCACUGUUGCAGCGGGCGCUGUAGGAUCCAUAGUCGGUCAAAUCGCUAAAAUAAAAGGAUGUAGAGUAAUUGGUUUCACAGGUUCAGAUGAAAAAGUCAAUUGGCUGGAAAAGGAGCUAGGCUUCGAUAAAGCGUUCAAUUACAAAACUGUUGAUAUUGAAAAGUCUCUCAAGGAAGCUGCACCGAAAGGCAUAGAUUGCUACUUCGAUAAUGUCGGGGGUGAAAUGAGCAGCAUUAUCAUCAGUCAAAUGAAUAACUUUGGAAGGGUUUCUAUAUGUGGCUGUGUUAGUGUAUACAAUGAAGAAUUAACACAGCUACCGAAAGCUACCGUUAUUCAAGUAGCUGCAGUGACUAAGCAAUUGAAAAUUGAAGGUUUUCUAUGUGACCGCUGGGAGAGUAAAUUUCCUGAAGCAUAUAAAGAGCUACAUCAAUGGAUAAUAUCUGGAAAAAUUAAAGUUCGAGAGCACGUGACGGAGGGUUUUGACAACAUUUUUGAUGCAUUUUUAGGGUUGUUUAGUGGUGAAAAUAUCGGUAAAGCAGUAGUUAAACUAUAGUUAUCUUAUGCAAAUUAAAAUAUUACUUUUACUCAAAUGUGUUUAUAAUUUUAAUGUAUACUUCGUAAACAAGAUAUAACCUAAUUAUCUAAAACCCGAAAUCUAAUAUAUUUUUUUUAAACUAAGUACUUAUUUCAAAAUGGAAGUCCUUACAAUAGGAGACCUGCAGUGAACGUCCAUCGCCAAAAAAUUAAGAUGAUGAUGAUGAAACUGAUGUAGUGUACAGGUGUAGUUUACAGCUGUUAUUAUAUAAUUUGUUUUAGUAGAGAUUUAAUAAUUACUUAUUAUGCUAAUAAAAAUACCGAAAAUACAGGUAACCUAUUGAAUCUAUAAGUAUACAAUAUAUAUAUUAUAAAACAAAGUCCUCCGCCUCGUCUGUCUGUCUAUAUUCUGUAUAAUCUAUCUGUGAUUCGCGAUAAACUUGAAAACUACUGAUCGGUUUUUCAUCCUGUUUUCACCAAUAAAUUGAUUCAUUUGGAAAGUUUAAGGUAAUAUAAUAUUGAGGCCUAUGUCGAAGGACAAUCUGCUAAUGAAUAAGAAUUAUGUAUAUACUUAAAAAUGUCAAUGCAACUAACCAUCAGUAAUAAAGGCUAAUUUUAUUUUAUUUUUAUUCAUGAAGGACUAGCUGACGCUGCGUGGUUUCACCCGCGUAGUUGCUGUUCCCGUAGGAAUAUGGAGAUAAUAUAUAGUCUAUAGCCUUCCUCGAUAAUUGGGCUAUUUAACACUGAAAGAAUUUUUCAAAUCGGAUUAGUAGUUCCUGUGAUUAGCGCGUUCAAUCAAAAAAACAAACAAACUCUUCAGCUUUAUAAUAUUAGUAUAGAUUCCACGCAGAUGAAGUCGUGGGUGUCCGUUAGUAAUCUAAUAAAAUACCGUUUUAUUAACUUUUUUUCACUAAGUAGGUAUUCAACUUGAUAAGUGUUAUCAUAAUCAUUCGGUCUGAACUUUGCACUACGGCAAGAUAACUUUACCAGAGCUAUCGUCGAUUGUUUAUUUUAAGUUACAAUGUUGGAUGACUUAACAGUUUUACAUUUAUUAAAUUACUACAAAUUAUUUUAGUAACCUAUCUAUACUAUAUAAAAAAUCUACAACAAACCUCAUAAUAGUCUAAAAGAGAACCCUGCUGGCCUAUUCACUAUUUUGGUCUUUAUUAUCAACCUAUUAAAAUAAACAACAAAUCAAUUGAGAAAAUAGAUCAUCUACCUACUGAAUGUUAUCCACCAGUAAGCACCGGAUGACAUUUGAUACAAUAAAAAUGAAUAAAAUCUCAAUUUCGUAUAUUAUGUCGACUAGCAUAUGUCAAAGAUAGUGAAUUAGCCUGUUGGUCAAUAUUUGAAUGUUUUUAGGUAUAAUAUAGUUAUUUAAACAUAUUUGAAUGUAGGUAUUUAUAAUAAAGUUAUUUAUCAAAUAAAGUUAUUAUUACAUCCGAGAUUAUUUUAUGGACGUGGAUAAUGGAUAUGGACAUUCAUUCAAUCAAUCAAUCAAUCAAUCAAUUUUAUUUCGCCAGAAUAUGGUACAUUUACAUAGGUCUUAUAUUAUAUUUUAACACAUAUCCUGCCAUAGUUGGCGUGCAAAAGUUAACAGAUCAUACAAAUUAAUUUACAAAUUACAAAUUUACAAACAAUAAAAAUAAAACAAAGUUCAAAUUAAUUAAUUAAUUAACAUUAAUGUUAAUAUAAAUGUCAAUAAAAAAUGUCAAUAUAAAUGUCACUUUUAUGGUCAAUGUCCCUAUUUAAGUUUUUCAUUCAUGUAAUCAUUGACGCUAUAGUACAACUUUUUCAUUAAUAAAUCAAAUAAUGUCUUCCUAAAUUUAUUUACAGCUAAUUUUUUUAUGUAUUCAGGUAGGUGAUUGAAUAAAGUUACCGCCAUGCAGUAUACAUUUUUGCUGGUAACUUUGUGCCUCUGCAUACAUAGCUUGUAUUUGUACCUGGUGUUCAAAUUUUUUAUUGAUCUAUAGCUUAUAAAUUGUUCUGGAUUUUUUUUUACAAACAUACACAUUUCGAAAAUAUAUAAGCUAGGUAGUGGCAAUACUUUUAAAGAUGUGAACAGGGGUCUGCAGCUGUGGAGCAUAUCCACACCGAAGAGUGCCCUGAUACAUUUCUUUUGUACUCUAAAUGCUCUAUCACAAUCUACCGAGUUUCCCCAAAGUAUCAGACCAUAUCUAAGCAGUGAAGACACAUAUCCAUGGUAGGCCAUCAGUGCGG
Molecule: messenger RNA, 3229 nt
Organism: Bicyclus anynana (squinting bush brown)
Lineage: Eukaryota; Metazoa; Arthropoda; Insecta; Lepidoptera; Nymphalidae
Product: prostaglandin reductase 1-like
Exons: 1
Coding region: 18-1028 (336 amino acids)
Biological process (GO): prostaglandin metabolic process
Cellular component (GO): cytoplasm
Molecular function (GO): 15-oxoprostaglandin 13-reductase [NAD(P)+] activity; 2-alkenal reductase [NAD(P)H] activity
Source: RefSeq, a predicted model, not a curated record